Molecule: messenger RNA, 3472 nt
Organism: Lotus japonicus
Lineage: Eukaryota; Viridiplantae; Streptophyta; Magnoliopsida; Fabales; Fabaceae
Product: protein BREAST CANCER SUSCEPTIBILITY 2 homolog B-like
Exons: 18
Coding region: 120-3317 (1065 amino acids)
Biological process (GO): regulation of DNA-templated transcription; double-strand break repair via homologous recombination
Source: RefSeq, a predicted model, not a curated record
CUCCUUGAGAAAACAUUUCCCGCCACCCUCAAACCCAAAAAAAGAAAAUUGAAAGAAGAAUAAUCGAUCCCUAAUUUGCUAAUUUGCUUGCUUACCCACCACUCGAUGCGAACAACAAAAUGUCGACCUGGAAGAUAUUUUCCGACGCCGGAACCAAUUUCCGGUGGCAAAUCUCUAAAGACGCCGCUUCCAAUGUUCCGCCCCCUCUUCUCUCUCCCUCCACCUCUCCUCUCCCUUCCAUGUCCGAUCUUCUCCUCCAACCUUCAACUCUGCAACUUUUCACCCAUCAAGGUGAACAAGAGCUUGGAAUAGGUGAUAAUAGUAGUAGUUGCGGAUUCGGUAAUUCGCUUUUUAAGACCGGCUCCGGGAAAAGAGUUACCAUAUCUUCUACUGGUUUGGUUCGAGCAAAGACGUUACUCGGCUUGAAAGAAGACGCGGUUGGCAGUACUGUCCUGAGCCCUCAGCAUCGAAUUGGCGAAGCACAUGACGGGAAACAACAAUUGCCGCGGCCUAAUUUGCCGCAGCCGCUACAUGGAGUUAAGGAGAGUUGUAAGAUUAUGAGUGCUGUGCCAUUUCAAAGUCCUUUAGUUAGUGGUAGAGGUAGUAGCACUUUAGAGAAUGGUUUUGAGCCAGAUACAUGUGGUGCAGCGGUUAAGCCAGCUCCGAUUAAGUUCCAAACUGCAGGCGGACGGUCUUUAUCUAUUUCUAAUGAUGCCCUGCGACGUGCUAGGAGCCUUCUUGGUGAUCCGGACCUGGGGGAUUUUUUUGAUGGAGGGGAUGUUGGUGGUUCGAUUUUCUCGUUUCCGGAUACGAGACAGACUAAUGCGGCUUCACCUUGUGAAAGGAGUGCGUUUAGUACUCCUUUGAUCCAUCAUGUAACGUCAGGGAACAAUGAUAAGAUGAAAAGUUUCACAUACCCUUUGCAGUCUUCUAGACAACAAACGGAAUUCUCAACCAAGUUUCUUUGUGAAGGUAAUGGGGAUAACUUAAUCAUGAAAUUUGAUGCUGUUGGGAACGAAAAUGUUUCUAGCCGGAAAAGUAGCAAUGUUUGUGGUCAGAAACCCUUACAUGACAGGAAUGAAAGGGCUGACCAAGCAGCAUACCAUUCUUCAUUGACUGGUUUUUCUUCAAAAAUCGAUUCAUGUGGAGUACCAGUAGGAGGAAGGCCAUUGGUUGAUAUUUCCAACACUAUUAACACAGCUCAUCCAAACAAUAGGCUGCCUGCAAGUGGAAAAAGGAGAUUAGGAUUACGUGUAAUUGCUUCUCCCUUCAAAAAGCCUCGUAAUUCUCAAGUCUUUGCUGACCAAGAAGUUGAAAAUUUUCCUAAUGCCUCAGGUGCUUCUGAAUGCAAAAAAAAGGUUUCUACCCGAUAUCCAUUUCAGUAUCCGAGGAUGCACAUCAAGGAUUAUUUUGCAGUGCCUCCAUUACAGCAGGAAGUGCAUUUUCCCAAUCCAGUUGGACAGGUGACAUCAGGUAAUGCAGAAAAGUACAUGUUCUGUGAUGGGUCUGGUAACAAUGGUAUGGGAGCGGAAGCCUUUGUCAAUCUAUUGGCUCAACAUGGAACUUCACUGCAUUUUGCUUCUAAAGAGUGGGUCUUGAAUCAUUACAAGUGGAUUGUCUGGAAACUGGCAUGCUAUGAGAGAUGCAAUCCGGCUAAACAUGCUGGGAAAUUUUUGACCGUAUCAAAUGUGCUUGAGGAACUUAAGUACAGAUAUGAAAGAGAAGUGAAUCAUGGCCACCGAUCUACCAUCAAGAAAAUUCUUGAAGGGGAUGCAUUGCCUUCUGCAAUGAUGAUUCUCUGCAUUUCUAGAAUUCACUCUGAUCAUGUGCCGGAAAGUGGGUCUUUAUUUGAGACAAGAACUGGGGAUCAGAGGAAAGAGACAGUAGAAAUUGAACUUACUGAUGGAUGGUAUUCAAUAAAUGCCAUUUUAGACAUUCCAUUGUCAAAACAACGAGCUGCUGGAAGAUUGUUUGUAGGGCAGAAGCUUCGGAUAUGGGGAGCAGGAUUAUGUGGUUGGAAUGAGCCAGUUUCACCCCUUGAGGUAUCAUCAACAGUUAGGUUAUCGCUACACAUAAAUGGAACAUAUAGAGCUCAUUGGGCAGAACGGUUAGGGUUUUGUAAGGUUGCUGGUCCGCCUUUGGCUUUCAGAUGCAUAAAAAGCAAUGGUGGUCUAAUACCUCAAACUUUGGCUGGAAUUACCCGCAUAUAUCCUAUUCUUUACAAGGAAAGGUUAAGUAGUGGGCGGUCUGUUGUCAUAUCAGAGAGGAUGGAGAAUAAAAUGAUGGAGCUGUACAAUCAGAGGCGCUCUGCUGUCAUAGAUAGCAUAGUUUCGGAGCAUCAGAAGGAAAGAAGAGGUUCACAUAUUUAUGAUGACAGUGAAAGUGAAGGGGCUAAGAUUUAUAAAAUGCUGGAGACAGCUGAAGAACCAGAAUUCCUAAUGGCAGAUAUGAGUCCAGAGCAGCUUAGUUCUUUUUCUGCUUAUAAGGCCAAAUUAAAUGCAAUCAGACAGUCAAAAAUGGAAAACUCAAUUGAGAAAUCUUUGCAAGAUGCUGGCUUGAGACAUAGAGAAGUCACACAAUUUAUGAGGUUGCGGAUAGUUGGAUUAACUUAUAAAAAUGGACAAGAUAAGCCUAAAGAAGGUAUAGUAACAAUCUGGAACCCAACAGAGAAGCAGCGUCAGGAACUGAUAGAGGGAGAAGCAUAUGUAAUUUCAGGACUCAUACCAUCAGGUUCUGAUUUGGAUAACCUUCAAUUGCAGACUAAAGGAUCUUCUACCAAGUGGUUGCCUUUAUCUUCUAAUUCAAGGGAACAGUUUAAGCCAUUUUUCAGUAAUCGACAAUCAAUCCCAUUGUCAAGUUUGACUGACAUCCCUCUUUCUAAUGAGUUCGACGUUGCUGCGUAUGUUGUGCAUGUGGGAGAGGUUUAUCAAUCAAGUCAGCAAAAGAAGCAAUGGAUUUUUGUGUCUGAUGGAUCCAUGUAUGGUUUGCAAUCAGAAAAGUUAACCAACACUUUGCUUGCCAUCUGCUUUUGCUCUCCAUUGAUUGAUCAUGAUUCAUUUCCACCAAUCAACUAUAACCUUGCUGGAUCCACGGUUGGUUUCUGUAAUCUUAUUAAAAAGGAAAAGGACCACACGAACCAUGUCUGGGUUGCUGAUGCUACUGAAAGCUCGACCUAUUAUUUGAAUUUUGAUUCCCCUUACUGUUCUCACCUCAGAAACGCUGCCAGCUCCGUCAGAGCAUGGGCAAGCAAUUCUAGCUUGACAAUAGAGAAACUCAAGGAAAAGGUGUUGCUUAUGAUUGGUGAUAGUAGAACCUGAAACUUAAAAAGUUGACCGAAAGAUAUUUCCUAUGAAUGUUUUGCUCUAUUUUGUAACUAGCUUAGCCACCGCUGCGAUUCACAGCCCUUGUAAAUUUCUAAUUUUGAAACAAAAUUUCAAUAAUAAUAAAAGAGGAAGAGGAGCGUUAGCAAAUA